AUGCUGGGGCGUCUUAUUUUGGCUGCUGUGGUCCUCUCCGGACAUUGUUCAGAGGGGUCGCUUGAAGACCAUGGAGAAAUUGUUGGGGGCAACGAUGCAGAGAAGCAUUCAUGGCCAUCACAGAUUUUCCUCUUGGUCGAUUUAGGCGGAGGCUUGCAGCAUCAGUGCGGUGGGACACUGGUGAAGCCAAACUGGGUGCUGACAGCAGCUCACUGUGUGAACAGGAAUUCGGAUUUAACUGUGGUUGCUGGUGACCACAACAUUAAUCAAUGGGAAGGCACAGAGCAGUAUUUACGUGUGGACCGUAUCUUCAGGCACCCAAAUUGGAAUGGCGAUGUUAAUGAUGGCAAUGACAUUGCUCUGCUCCGUCUCUCUCAGAGUGCAGUUCUCAACAACUAUGUGCAGCUUGGAUCUUUGCCCCCAGCUGGACAGAUCCUGCCCAACAACUAUCUCUGUUACAUCAUUGGCUGGGGGAGGACCAAAAUUAAUGGCCCGGGGGCCUCAGUCCUGCAGCAAGCCUUGCUCCCUGUGGUGAGUUACUCAACCUGCUCCACUUCGGCCUACUGGGGCUCAAAGGUCAAGGACACCAUGGUGUGUGCUGGAGGGGAUGGCAAAGGUGAUGGAUGCAAGGGGGAUUCUGGGGGACCUCUGAAUUGCCGGGUGAAUGGCAAAUACUAUGUCCACGGAGUCCUUAGCUAUGGUUCCCUUCCAUGCAACUAUUGGAAACCCUCCGUGUUCACACGGGUCUCUGCCUACAUUUCCUGGAUGAAUAAUAUAAUUUCCUCCAACUGA
This is a messenger RNA of Euleptes europaea (tarantolino), 792 nucleotides long. Its product is annotated as chymotrypsin-like elastase family member 1. The coding region runs from base 1 to 792 and encodes 263 amino acids. Gene Ontology annotation, biological process: proteolysis. Lineage: Eukaryota; Metazoa; Chordata; Lepidosauria; Squamata; Sphaerodactylidae. Gene Ontology annotation, molecular function: serine-type endopeptidase activity. The record is from RefSeq and is a predicted model, not a curated record. The transcript has 8 exons.